AGAACACUCUUAUUGACAAAAUGGACACGAUGGAUCCUCAACAACAAGCGGACUCAGAAGCUUUAGCUUCUGCUGUAGGUGCAGCCGCAGCAGCAGCGCAUCAAUUAGGUUUAAGGACUCAUCAUCAUUCUCAAUCGUUUCAUCAUACUCUACAACAACCUAAUUUCUCAGAUCAUAAAGAGAAUGGAGGUGAUCAGGUGGAUAUAAACCAAUUGGACAUCCCUACCGUUGGAGAUGAUGGGGAUGAUGGUUUGGGAGAUUUAGGUUUGACAAUGGGAGAUGAUUUAUCUCCUAGAGGUGGAUAUGGGAGACCACCGAGUAUACGAAAGGCUUGUGACUUGUGUCACGCGGCAAAACAAAAAUGCUCAGGAGAUCGCCCAACUUGCACCCGCUGUCAAGCAGGUGGCUGGCAAUGCGUCUACGCGCCACGUCAACGGCGUCGGACCGCACCUAAAGACCAAAAAUCAGACAGUCCCAGAUUACAUGCCAAUAUGGCUUUACCACCUCCUCAACCGAAGAAGAGAAAGUUGGGAGUGAGGGAUAGUUGGAGUUAUGCCGAUGUUGACAAAAUGGCGAUGAAUAUCGCUUUGGACAUGGGUUUGGGGACGGAGGAGGAUGGGGAGGAGAUGAUAGGUAUGACCGAGGAGCAGAUGCUCGAAUCCAUCGCCAUCGACGGGUACUUAGCCGAUCUCCCCUUGGCGACUUACGUCCGUAAUCUCCCCUACAUUGCUCCACCGCCACCUCCCGAACCGCACUUCAGCGCCGAUGAUUUUCCCUCUACAGGCGAUAUGGAUCAACACACCACGUCCGCACUUCGAGAUGCCAUUUUCUCUCUGAACGAAUCCGGAGCAGGUAUAACAGUUCAUCCUGAACCUUCUGUCGAUCAUCACGAUAAUGGAGAAGAUCAAGAUCAAUCUUCCCAUGAUCCUCAUUUAGCUCUUUUGGAUUUAUCUCAUAUAAACGAUGAUACAGUUCCAUCAUCAGAUACUUUAAAUCUCCCAUCACUUUAUUCAGGAUGUAAUCAUCAACAAUUAGUUCCACACGUUUUAUCAUUAUUAUCACAACACGCUUUAGAACCUAAACCAGGAGCCAACACACCUUUAACAUUAUCGAUUUUUUCACCACUUUCAAGAGCUUUAAGAUUAUUACAUUCUUUAACACAAUGUUCACAUUGUAAUAUACCUCAUCAAACAUUACCACAAUUAGCUUUAUUAUCAAGAACGACCACGGUUUUAACUUUUCCUUUCCCACCUAUUUCUUCUUCACCAUCCGGUUCUGCUCAAAUCACUUUACAUGGUGCUAGAUUAAGUGGGACGGGUUUAAGUGAAGCUAUCGAACAACAUAUAGUCGGAGUUGUUUGGGAUAGUUGGAGAGCGGCGGUCAGAGAAGUCUUUAAUGCUUUCGAAAGGAAAGCUCAAGAGAUAAUGAGGUUGGCAGCUCAACAACAAGCAAAAGAAGGUGGUGAUAGAGAAAGUAACGGUGGUAGUGCUGAAACUCAAAGAGCUGGUUUAAUGUUUCAAGCUACUAGUAGGUUGAUCACUGCUAUGGAUGAGGUUGAGGGGAGUUAGUGUUAGUCUGUUGUUGGUUUUGUGUUGCGACUGGUUUGGGAUAUGAAACGUGACUUAUCGCUGGUUGGGGCAAGGGGGGGGGGUUAAGAUUCAGUGGGACGUAAACAGAUCUCGAUGGGAAAGGAAGUGUGAUGACUAUUGGGGAUGAGGGAUGAGGGAUCGAGGAAAGUUUAGAGAGAAUGAAUUUGUAGGAGGUAGUGCACAUAAUGGAUCUUAAGUCAGUAUGUAGGGAUGUACAAGUAUGUAUACUUGGGUGUUUUC
This is a messenger RNA of Tremella mesenterica DSM 1558, 1829 nucleotides long. RefSeq lists its product as uncharacterized. The record is from RefSeq and is a predicted model, not a curated record. Gene Ontology annotation, molecular function: sequence-specific DNA binding; DNA-binding transcription factor activity, RNA polymerase II-specific; zinc ion binding. The transcript has 4 exons. Gene Ontology annotation, cellular component: nucleus. Gene Ontology annotation, biological process: positive regulation of transcription by RNA polymerase II. Lineage: Eukaryota; Fungi; Basidiomycota; Tremellomycetes; Tremellales; Tremellaceae. The coding region runs from base 21 to 1568 and encodes 515 amino acids.